AUGUUCUACGCAACUCUGCCACUCACUCCACCCCCCUCCCCGGCCAAGCAGUCUCCCUCUUCGUUCUCUCGCUCCCCACCGCAAGAACCACUGCGCCCAGACAGUCCGCCGCCCUCCCCCAUUCCUAUGAGCAGAGCUGAACGAUUUGAGCGCAUCAAAGAGUUAUUCCUCGAUCGAUCCGACAAAACGAUCAAAGAAAUCACCAAGUCAGAGCAUUAUCUCCUGCGAAGUCGCAGGAUGGAGCCAUCUGUGUCAACGUGGCGCGAUAGUGACGAUAGCGAGGAUUACGACCCCAUGAAUGAGGGAAGGUCGAAAGGCAAACGGCAAGUAGCCGUUGAUGGCGAGAAUGAACGUGCGCCGAAGCGCGCGAAGCCGGAGUGUGUGGAGGAACCUGCAUUCGACAAGCCUGAAUCGACCGAAUCGGUAUCGGAGGAAAGCUCUGUGAGCAGCACAUUCCUGGAUUCUCUUCCGGAGUUAGAAGAGGAUUUGGGUCUGGACGACGCUAUUGAGCUCGGUGCGAUGGAUGUGGACGUGCUCGAAGAACAAUCGGAGCAGGGAAAGGCGAUGGUGACGGCGAGUUCCGAAGAAAGUGGCCUCCCAGUCGCGAACAAGCUAAAGGAUUCUGAGAAUCAAACUGAUUCCAGUUCAAAGUCCGCUGAACGGCAGUCGAAAGACAAUACCACUCCUAUCCCCAUUGAUUCGGACGGUGAUGAUGAAGAAAAUCCAGAGGUCGGGCUGGAGAUUCAAGGCGAGUCCAACAACCAAAACGGGGAGAAACAAACCGUAGCCGAUAACCUCCCGAUCCCCGAUGCCUCCAGAGAAGAGAAACCGCAGUUGGGCGAAGAGGAGCUAGAAGAUGCUCCUGAGUACCCAGAUAAACCGGAGAGUAAUCUCGGCGAAAAGACUAGAGACCAUGUCCCACCAGACUCCAAUAAACCCAGAGGUCAAGACGGCGGAGAAUUGGAUGAAAAGCUGAAUAUCGGUUCCAAUUCUCAAGAUGAGCGCAACAAAGACGACGAAUGGCAGGGUAAGGAGGAUAGCCCCAGCUUCGAUUGCUCUGGGGGAAAAGAGGUUGAAAGCCAAGUGGAUGUACCUACCCUUCAAACUCCCAACGAUGUCAAUGGUGAGGCUGUGGCAAGUCAGUCGAGAACAGACAAUCCUGAACCCAUGGCGACAGGAGACGAAGAGGUGAAGGAGAAAGAGGGAAUCGAGGCUGAAACAAAGCCCGACGAGACGGCUUGGCCAUCACCUAAGGCUGAAAGCGACGCAACAAACGUGGAUAUGCAAGAGCCUCAAUCAAUUGACGGAACAAACGGCGACAACAAAAACACGGCCGCCGAAUCCCAAACCGAAACCGAAACUGACCACGGAAUUCCAAAGGGGCAAGAGCCUUCAGAUGUGGACAUGGUAGACUCUCAACCAGGCGCAAACCCCGAUGAGGAAACCUCAUCAGAGCCCCAAUGCAAAGAUGCCGAGACGACCCAGUCUGCCGAGUCCUCGGAGCCGUGUUCCUGGUGCGAUGAUUUUGCAUAUGGACUCGUCGGCUUCGAAAAGCACCGACCUGGUCCGAUGUGCGCCCGCUGCGUCCAGCAGCGUUCCUGCAUUGUCAGGUGCACUGGACAUCGCACCGAGCCGUUAGAUGAAUUCAAACCUGAGUCAUUUGACUUCAGGGCCGCAUAUGACAGUUUGAACCCAGGCACUGGAAAGCGGGUGAUGAAAAACCCAUGGUGUAGUCUUUGCCCAUCACCGGCAUUCUUCCGCUGUGCAACACGGCCAGCGACAAGCGGUCAUCUGAAAUCCACGGAACCCGAAUCGGUCAUGGGGUGCGGCCUGAUGCUGUGCGAAACGUGCAGCAUCCUGGUCCAAGCCUGCAAUGAUCUGACCUGGGUUGUAUCGUUCAAUAGAUCCGAAGAUUCAGCGGAUGGAAGUCGUGCGGACGUCGAUUAUCUUUUGCCUGGCAGUGAGUUAUGCAAAUAG
Messenger RNA from Aspergillus puulaauensis, 1977 nucleotides. Its product is annotated as putative C6 finger domain protein. Lineage: Eukaryota; Fungi; Ascomycota; Eurotiomycetes; Eurotiales; Aspergillaceae. The coding region runs from base 1 to 1977 and encodes 658 amino acids. The transcript is spliced from 2 exons. The record is from RefSeq and is a predicted model, not a curated record.